Messenger RNA from Dermacentor andersoni, 1642 nucleotides. The record is from RefSeq and is a predicted model, not a curated record. NCBI's taxonomy places the organism in Eukaryota, Metazoa, Arthropoda, Arachnida, Ixodida, Ixodidae.
CCGAAGGUUUUUAGCGCCAUCUAUCCUAAGACAUAGUACUCACGGUAAAAUCACGUGACCAAGAAGCAGUGAUUGGCGCAUGCAUUGACAAUGCUGUAGGCUUUGUUGGCUUUGUGCUUGCCAUUUCUCGUUGCCAUUUUGGUGUUUCGAGCGUUCAGCUUGCACUUCGCCCUUAUCGUUUCUUCUGUUUUGGUGCCGCGUUUCACCCGUGCGCUUCACCAUGUCUAGAAAGCGUAAAGCGUUAUCGCUGAAAGAAAAACUCUACGUCCUAGCAAAAGUCGACGAAAAUCCGCAGAAGAAACGUGUCGACCUGGCACGCGAACUUUGUUUGCCUGUCUCCACGCUGAACACGAUCGUCGGCAAGCGAGAAGAAAUUCAGAAGAACAUUCAAGUCUUCGGCGCCGGCGUGAAGCAAACAAGGGGCGCCCAGCAUGGCAAGAUGGAAGAGGUUCUUCUGGCAUGGUUCAGGGAAGUAAGGGCGGCGGGCGUGAACGUGGACGGGACAGUUGUUCGCGAGAGAGCUGAUGAGAUAGCACUCUCAUUGGGCAUCGAAGAUUUUAAAGCUUCGGGCGGGUGGCUCCAUCGUUUUAAAACACGGCAUGGCCUGUCGUAUAAAACCGUUUCCGGCGAAGGGAAGUCUGCCGACCAAGAUCAGGUCUCCAACUGGCUUUCGACUCUGCCGGCGGUGAUUGCUCAGUACCAGCCAAGGGACGUGUUCAACGCAGAUGAAGCUGGGUUGUUCAUCAAUCUUCAGCCCGAGAAAAGUCUCAGCAUAAAAGAGUUGCUCACAUUUCUGGAUGCCCGGAUGCGUGCCGCGAACCGUAGAAUUCUUCUGGUUCUCGACAAUUGUGCCGCGCACCCUGUCGAUACUUCGUGGCUGCAAAACGUAAAAGUAAUUUUCCUGCCGCCCAACUGCACCAGCCACUUGCAGCCCCUAGAUGCAGGAAUCAUUAGAAACAUGAAAUUUCACUUUAGGAGCUUGUUGAUCAGACGCUUUUUGGCCAAGAUAGACCGGAAAGAUGCCAGCUUGAAGGUGGAUCUUCUUGAUGCCAUCCAUUUUCUGGCGAUGUCAUGGGAUCGCGUCAAACCUGAAACCAUCGCCAACUGCUUCAAGAAGUGUGGCUUUUUUUGUGCACCUGGCGAUACUGAGGAAAAUGGAGAUGACGGCGCAGAGAUUGACAUCCCGGACUGGGGUGACCUCAAUGUCGACGCGUCUCCGGAAGAGUUUGUAUCGGCGGACGACCAACUGGCGACAUGUGAAUUGCGCACCGUCCAAGACAUCAUUGCAGAUGUUACCGCUGAAGAGGAGAGCGACGACGAUGACAACCAAGACGCCGGAGAUUGCAGCAGCGAUCGUCGGCCAUUAAAUACUGACGGUGCUCUCGAAGCUUUGGACGGGCUUCGUGGCUUUGUCGCGUCUGCGGAGCUCAGCGAGGAAACUGCUACUCGUUUUUACGAGUUCCAGAAAAGCUUGCUGCAGGACCUCGAAAAGCAAAAAGUGCAGCGCAAAGUGACGGAUUAUUUUAAAGUGCUUUAAUAAAAGCAAGUUCUGUGCCAAGUAUGUAUUAUUCGCGAUCUUUUGGAGUCCGUUUUGGAUAAUACGAUUUUUGGAUAAUACGUUUUUAUUUUCGGUGCCCGUGAG